Molecule: messenger RNA, 3094 nt
Organism: Klebsormidium nitens
Lineage: Eukaryota; Viridiplantae; Streptophyta; Klebsormidiophyceae; Klebsormidiales; Klebsormidiaceae
Source: the annotation of a GenBank genome assembly
AGCGAUUUGGGGAUCGGGGAUCACGCUGGCGACAGCACAAUCGCCACCGUGCACCGAUAAAACACGUGGAAGAUCUUGCGGUCGGCCUUGCACACUUUUGGCGCCACAACUUACAAGCUUCCCGCGAGAAAAAGUUGCCCACCAUCAUCUCGCUCAUGCAUGUGGCGAAGUCCUCCGAAGCCAGCUGGGCCCUGCAGACUGGCUGGUCAGUGGUGUGGGGCCUGGGCCAACUUGUUGGCAUCUUUCAUUGUUCAGGCUUGACCUGCGUCAGAGGCUCUCAGAGCUUCGCCGGACUGGUGGGGUACUUUUUGGUGCUGAAGCUUUAGCAAUCUAAGGAGGACGCAUUUUGAGUGCUUCACACACCCUUUAGUGCUCGGGAAACCUGCUGGAUUGGAGUUGCGCAUUUGAUCGGAAUCAAAACUGUCGCAUUACCCGCAGGAGCAGUUCCUGCCGAUGUUAAGAGCUGUUACUUGCAUCCGAAACUGAGGGCACCUUGUUGGCCGGCUACAAGAAGCAACAAAACCCGUUAAGAGGACUCACCGUAAAAAGCCCCUCGCAAACUUUCAAAAGCAAGAUGCCAGGCCCUGACUAUGCAGAUGAAACAGAGAGGUGCAUAGUCUUCCUGAAAGGCUACCCUGCCGAUAUGCCUGAGGGCGACGAGCGGGCACACAAGUACUUGAAGCUCCUGCAAAAGGUGUCCAACCGACAAGAGACUACAGUGGAGAUCAGGCUGGACGAUGUUGCAGAUUUCAACGAGGAGGGCUUACUGGCCAGCAUCCAAAAGAACACUCGGCGGUACGCAUCACUCUUUGCUGAAGCGGUGGAUGCGGUCAUGCCUCCGCCCACUGGGGAUGCGGGAGAGGAGACGGUGUUUGAUGUCCUCAUGCGGCAGCGCCAACGAACAGGCGAGGGAGAGGAGGGCGCGGCUGCGCCAGCUGCAGACCCCGCACACAAGCUGCCUGACUCCAUGAGGAGAACAUUCGAGGUACGCAUUGUGCCCCUGACCAAGGCGCCAGUGAUGGCCAUCCGCGAGGUGAAGGCGGCGGACAUUGGCCACCUGGUUACCAUCAAGGGUAUCAUUACGCGCUGCACUGAUGUCAAGCCCCUCAUGGCCGUCGCCACAUACACUUGUGAUGAGUGCGGGUUCGAGAUCUACCAGGAGGUGACGGCGCGGCAGUUCAUGCCCAUCCACGAGUGCCCCAGUGUGCGCUGCCGGAGCAACAACGCCCGCGGCCAGCUGCAGCUCCAAACAAGGGGGUCCAAGUUUGUCAAGUUUCAGGAGGCGCGCAUUCAGGAGAUGUCGGACCAGGUGCCCAAGGGCCAUAUUCCCCGGACCAUGAGCGUCCACAUACGGGGAGAGCUCACGCGCAAGGUGGGACCAGGUGAUGUCGUGUCGGUGUCGGGCAUCUUUUUGCCGGUGCCGUACACCGGCUUCCGUGCCAUGCGGGCGGGGCUGGUGGCCGACACGUUCCUGGAGGCCACGUCCAUCCAGCACAUGAAGAAGCGCUACCAGGAGUACCAGCUGGACGAGGGGACGCAGGCGGAGGUGGAGGCGCUGGCCGAGGAGGGCGACGUUUAUGCGCGGCUGUCGCGCUCUAUUGCCCCCGAGAUCUACGGCCACGAGGACGUCAAGAAGGCGCUGCUGCUGCUGCUCGUGGGGGGAACCACCAAGCAGCUCAAGGACGGCAUGAAGAUCCGCGGCGACCUGCACGUGUGCCUGAUGGGCGACCCCGGUGUGGCCAAGAGCCAGCUGCUGAAGCAGAUCUGCAUGGUCGCGCCGCGCGCCGUCUACACCACCGGCAAGGGCUCCUCAGGCGUCGGCCUCACGGCGGCCGUCACCAGGGACCCCGUCACCAACGAAAUGGUCCUCGAGGGGGGGGCGCUGGUGUUGGCGGACAUGGGCAUUUGCUGCAUCGACGAGUUCGACAAGAUGGAGGAGAGCGACCGCACGGCCAUCCACGAGGUGAUGGAGCAGCAGACGGUGUCCAUCGCCAAAGCCGGCAUCACCACCACGCUCAACGCGCGCACCUCCGUCCUCGCAGCCGCCAACCCGGCAUGGGGCCGGUACGACCUGCGGCGGUCCCCUGCCGAGAACAUCAACCUGCCGCCCGCGCUACUGUCGCGCUUCGACCUGCUGUGGCUCAUCCUGGACCGCGCCGACAGCGACGCCGACCGCCGCCUCGCGGAGCACGUGCUGCACGUGCACCAGCACAGCAGGGCGCCCGACCUUGAAUUCCAGCCGCUCUCCGCGCACGUCCUCAGGGCGUACAUCUCCCUGGCGCGGCAGCACUCGCCGGUCAUCCCGCGCGAGCUGACGGAGUACAUCGCGGGCGCAUACGCGACGCUGCGGCAGGACGAGGCCGCCAGCGAGGCGCCCACGACGUACACCACCGCGCGGACGCUGCUCUCCACCAUCCGACUCGCGCAGGCGCUGGCGCGGCUGCGGUUCAGCGGCGCGGUGGCGCAGAGCGACGUGGACGAGGCGCUGCGGCUGAUGCAGAUGUCCAAGAUGAGCCUGCAGGAGGACGGCGCGCGGCGGCAGGGGCUGGACCCCGUGUCCGACAUCUACACCAUCCUGCGGGACGAGGCCAAGAAGCAGGACACCACACACGUCGCCUACACCGACGCGCUCAACUGGAUCACGCGCAAGGGCUACAACCAGCAGCAGCUGGAGGAGUGCUUGGAGGAGUAUGCCGCGCUGAACGUGUGGCAAGUAAACCCGACUUCGAAGGACGUCCACUUCACAGACACAGAUUGAUAGAUGGCGGGUUAAUCUAUAUGGAUGCCAGAGGAUCGUGUAAAUCGGUUUGUGUACCAGGAGGCAAACCCUAUAGGAAAGGAUGGGGCUGAUCUAUUGCGUCAGGUCUUUGCACGAGGGAGCAUUUUUAUUGCAUGAUUGAGUAUGAUACGAAUCAAACUGUGCAAUGCCUUCUUGCAAACAGUCAGUGGGAAAGAGGUGCGCUCUAUUCCGACCUGCAAUGAGGCUGUGGGCCGAAAUGUGUAUCAAUCACGUUAAAUUGGACCGAUCAAAACAAAGUUGCCAUACUUCUUUGUGGAGCCGUCUUGUACGUGUGGAGGAAUAGUUCAAACGUCA